Thlaspi arvense is the source of this 1470-nucleotide messenger RNA. The record is from the annotation of a GenBank genome assembly. Lineage: Eukaryota; Viridiplantae; Streptophyta; Magnoliopsida; Brassicales; Brassicaceae.
AUGUUUAAGAAUAUCCUCGGUCGUGUUGACGGAGGAUGGAUCUCAGGCGGAGACAUUGUAUUGACGUUGCUGAUUGAGCCGCUGCUGUCGGCGGCUCCGGAGAAUUUGGUAUUUGAGGUUCGAAACAAGUUCGCCGGGAAAAGAGAAAAAGAUCUCGGGGCUCUCAAAGCUCACGACGCUCAACGUCACUCCAGACUCCUCUCCGCCAUCGAUCUUCCUCUCGGCGGCGAUAGCCAGCCUGAGUCUACUGGUUUAUACUUCACUAAAAUCGGACUCGGAACUCCAUCAAGAGACUUUCAUGUCCAAGUUGAUACAGGAAGUGAUAUCUUAUGGGUGAAUUGUGCUGGCUGCAUCAGAUGCCCUAGAAAAAGUGAUUUGGUAGAGCUAACACCUUAUGAUGCGGAUGCUUCGUCCACUGCAAAAUCUGUUCCGUGCAGUGACACCUUUUGCUCCUACGUAAACCAGAGAUCCGAGUGUUACUCAGGUUCUACCUGUCAAUAUGUUAUUCAAUACGGAGAUGGAAGCUCGACUAAUGGAUACUUAGUGAGAGACGUUAUGCAUUUGGAUUUAGUUACCGGAAAUCGCCAAACCGGUUCCACCAACGGAUCUAUCAUCUUCGGGUGCGGGUCUAAACAGUCUGGUCAGCUCGGCGAGUCCAUAUCUGCAGUUGAUGGGAUCAUGGGAUUUGGACAGUCGAAUUCAUCGUUUAUAUCUCAGCUUGCUUCACAGAGGAAAGUCAAAAAGUCUUUUGCACAUUGCUUGGAUAAUAUCAAUGGAGGCGGUAUAUUCGCCAUUGGAGAAGUCGUGUCACCCAAAGUGAAGACGACUCCUAUGCUCUCUAAAUCAGCUCACUAUAGUGUAAACCUCAAAUCCAUUGAAGUCGGUAAUUCAGUAUUAGAACUUUCUUCGGGAGCCUUUGAUUCGGGAGAUGACAAAGGAGUCAUUGUUGACAGUGGUACAACUUUGGUUUAUUUCCCCGAUGCUGUUUAUAAGCCGUUAAUGAGUGAGAUCUUGGCUUCGCAUCCGGGGCUUACCUUGCAUAAAGUUCAAGAGUCUUUUCUUUGUUUCCAUUAUAUCGACAAAUUAGAUCGGUUCCCACCUGUCACACUCCAGUUCGACAAGUCUGCUUCCUUAACGGUGUCUCCUCGGGACUAUCUAUUCCAGAUUCAAGGAGACACAUGGUGUUUUGGCUGGCAAAACGGUGGAUUGCAGACUAAAGAUGUAGGAGUACUGACAAUUCUUGGAGACAUGGCGCUUUCUAACAAGUUAGUUGUCUACGAUAUCGAGAACCAAGUUAUUGGAUGGACCAACCACAACUGUUCAGCUGGAAUACAAGUGAAGGAUGAACAAAGUGGAGCAAUCUACACGGUCGGUGCUCACAAUCUCUCAUGGUCUUCUUCUUUAGCUGUUACCAAACUUCUUACACUUGUUUCUCUCUUAAUUCCUUUCCUCUGUAACAUUGCUUUAUAG